Messenger RNA from Miniopterus natalensis, 3675 nucleotides. It is a transcript of the gene INPP5D, whose product is annotated as inositol polyphosphate-5-phosphatase D. Lineage: Eukaryota; Metazoa; Chordata; Mammalia; Chiroptera; Miniopteridae. Gene Ontology annotation, biological process: negative regulation of neutrophil differentiation; positive regulation of B cell differentiation; regulation of immune response. Gene Ontology annotation, cellular component: cytosol. Gene Ontology annotation, molecular function: phosphatase activity. The record is from RefSeq and is a predicted model, not a curated record.
AUGGUCCCCUGCUGGAACCAUGGCAACAUCACCCGCGCCAAGGCCGAGGAGCUGCUCUCCAGGACCGGCAAGGACGGCAGCUUCCUUGUGCGCGCCAGCGAGUCCAUCUCCCGGGCCUACGCGCUCUGCGUGCUGUAUCGGAAUUGCGUUUACACGUACAGGAUUCUGCCCAACGAAGAUGAUAAGUUCACCGUUCAGGCAUCGGAAGGCGUCCCCAUGAGGUUCUUCACCAAGCUGGACCAGCUCAUCGAGUUUUACAAGAAAGAGAACAUGGGCCUGGUCACCCACCUGCAGUACCCGGUGCCGCUGGAAGAGGAAGAUGCCGGCGACGAGCCAGAGGAGGAGACAGAAGGUGUCCCGUCUCCACCGGAGCUGCCGCCAAGAAACAUCCCUUUAUUGGCCGGGCCAUGUGAGGCCAAGGAGGUCCCUCUCCUGAGCGAGAACCCGAGAGCCACCGAGGUCAGAGCCACCGAGGUCAUCCGGCCAAGCCUCUCCGAGACGCUGUUUCAGCGACUGCAGAGCAUGGACACCAGCGGGCUCCCGGAAGAGCACCUGAAAGCCAUCCAGGACUAUUUAAGCACGCAGCUCGCCCUGGACGCAGACUUCGUGAAGACGGGCUCCAGCAGCCUCCCCAACCUGAAGAAACUGACGGUGCUGCUGUGCAGGGAGCUCUACGGAGAAGUCCUCCGGACCCUUCCCUCCCUGGAGUCUCUGCAGAGGUUGUUUGACCAGCAGCUUUCCCCGGGCCUCCGUCCUCGGGCUCAGGUGCCUGGUGAGGCCAAUCCGAUCAGCAUGGUGACCAAGCUCAGCCAACUGACAAGUCUGCUGUCCUCUAUUGAAGAGAAGGUCAAGGCCUUGCUCCACGAGGGACUCGAGUCUCCCCACCGGCGUUCUCUCAUCCCUCCAGUCACCUUUGAGGUGAAGUCCGAGUCUCUGGCACUUCCCCAGAAACUGCAGCUCAAAGUGGACGUGGAGUGUGGGAAGCUGAUCGUUAAGAAGUCCAAGGACGGUGCUGAGGACAAGUUCUAUAGCCACAAGAAAAUCCUGCAGCUCAUCAAGUCUCAGAAGUUUCUGAACAAGCUGGUGAUUUUGGUGGAAACAGAGAAAGAGAAGACCCUGCGGAAGGAAUACGUUUUUGCUGACUCCAAAAAGCGAGAGGGCUUCUGCCAGCUGCUGCAGCAGAUGAAGAACAAGCACUCGGAGCAGCCGGAGCCCGACAUGAUCACCAUCUUCAUCGGCACCUGGAACAUGGGUAACGCCCCCCCUCCCAAGAAGAUCACGUCCUGGUUUCUCUCCAAGGGGCAGGGAAAGACGCGGGAUGACUCUGCCGACUACAUCCCCCAUGACAUCUACGUGAUCGGCACCCAGGAGGACCCCCUGGGGGAGAAGGAGUGGCUGGAGAUACUCAGAAACUCCCUGCAAGAAAUCACCAGCAUGACUUUUAAAACGAUUGCCAUCCACACCCUCUGGAACAUUCGCAUUGUGGUGCUGGCCAAGCCGGAGCAUGAGAACCGGAUCAGUCACAUCUGCACUGACAAUGUGAAGACGGGCAUCGCCAACACUCUGGGGAACAAGGGAGCCGUGGGGGUGUCGUUCAUGUUCAAUGGAACCUCCUUGGGGUUUGUCAACAGCCACCUGACUUCCGGAAGCGAGAAGAAGCUCAGGCGAAACCAAAACUACAUGAACAUUCUCCGGUUUCUGGCUCUGGGAGACAAGAAACUGAGCCCCUUUAACAUCACUCACCGCUUUACCCACCUCUUUUGGCUCGGGGAUCUCAACUACCGUGUGGAGCUGCCCACCUGGGAGGCAGAGGCCAUCAUCCAGAAGAUCAAGCAGCAGCAAUACGCAGACCUGCUGUGCCACGACCAGCUGCUCAUGGAGAGGAAGGAGCAGAAGGUUUUCCUGCACUUCGAGGAGGAGGAAAUCACGUUCGCGCCCACCUACCGUUUCGAAAGACUGACUCGGGACAAAUACGCCUACACUAAGCAGAAAGCCACGGGGAUGAAGUACAACUUGCCCUCCUGGUGUGACCGAGUCCUCUGGAAGUCGUAUCCCCUGGUGCACGUGGUGUGUCAGUCCUACGGCAGCACCAGUGACAUCAUGACAAGUGACCACAGCCCCGUUUUUGCCACAUUUGAAGCAGGAGUCACCUCCCAGUUUGUCUCCAAAAAUGGCCCCGGGACUGUCGACAGCCAAGGGCAGAUUGAGUUCCUCAGAUGCUUCGCCACCCUCAAGACCAAGUCCCAGACCAAAUUCUACCUGGAGUUCCACUCGAGCUGCUUGGAGAGUUUCGUCAAGAGUCAGGAAGGAGAAAAUGAAGAGGGAAGCGAAGGGGAGUUGGUGGUGAGGUUUGGUGAGACCCUUCCAAAGCUGAAGCCCAUUAUCUCCGACCCCGAGUACCUGCUGGACCAGCACAUCCUGAUUAGCAUUAAAUCCUCUGACAGCGACGAAUCCUACGGUGAGGGCUGCAUUGCUCUGCGGCUGGAGGCCACGGAAACCCAGCUCCCCAUCUACACCCCACUCACCCACCACGGAGAGAUGACGGGUCACUUCCGGGGGGAGAUCAAGCUGCAGACCUCCCAGGGCAAGACGAGGGAGAAGCUGUACGACUUUGUGAAGACCGAGCGGGAUGAAUCGAGUGGGCCCAAGUGUCUGAAGAGCCUCACCAGCCACGACCCCAUGAAGCAGUGGGAACCUGCCAUCAGGGUCCCUCUCUGCAGUGGCUCCAGCAUCACUGAAAUCAUCAACCCCAAUUACAUGGGGGUGGGGGCCUUCGGGCACAUGAAGCAGGCCCUGUCCCCUGAACAGCAGCCCACAGCCUGGAGCUAUGACCAGCCGCUCAAGGACUCUUCCCUGGGACCUGGCAGGGGAGAGAGCCCCUCAACACCACCCUCCCAACCCCCCUUGUCACCCAAGAGGUUUCCAUCUUCUACUGCAAGCCGGGGCCCCUGCCCCAGGACGCAGGAGUCAAGGCCCGGUGACGUGGGGAAGAACGUGGUGGAACCUUUGCCCCCGGAGGACCCCAAGCUGACCAAGCCGGAGAUGUUCGAGAACCCGCUGUACGGGUCUGUGAGUUCUUUCCCCAAGCUGGUGCCCAGGAAGGAGCAGGAAUCGCCCAAAAUGCUGAAGAAGGAGCUCCCGCCCUGCCCUGACCCAGGAACCUUGGCGUCCAGCGUCCUGGUCCCCAAAGCCCAGGAGGCCGAGGGCUGCAAGGGGACCGGCAAGCCGGGGCCCGCACCCGCUCCCGCGCCCGCGCCCUUCCUCAGCCCCACGCCCCGGCUCCGCUCCUUCACUUGCUCGUCCCCUGCCGAGGGCCGGCCGGCCGCCCCCGGGGACAAGGGCCAGGGAAAGCCCAAGGCCCCUGCCAGCACCCAAGCCCCGGUGCCAGCCAAGAGGCCCGUCAAGCCCUCCCGGUCGGAGCUGAGCCAGCAGGCCCCCCCCACCCCGGCGCAGCGGCCGCCCCUCCCGCUCAAGAGCCCGGCGGUGCUGCACCUGCAGCACUCCAAGGGCCGUGACUACCGGGAGAACACGGAGCUCCCCCACCACGGCAAGCACCGGCCUGCGCCCGAGGACCCGCCUCUCAGCAGGGCUGCCAUGCAGGUGCGCCGGGGCACGGGGGUGACGCGUGGGCUCGUGCAUGUGACACCCCCACACCCGGGAGGGGUGUGCAUGUGA